Rhodotorula graminis WP1 is the source of this 2183-nucleotide messenger RNA. RefSeq lists its product as uncharacterized. Gene Ontology annotation, molecular function: double-stranded DNA binding; single-stranded DNA binding; 3'-tyrosyl-DNA phosphodiesterase activity. Bases 1 to 2094 code for a protein of 697 amino acids. Lineage: Eukaryota; Fungi; Basidiomycota; Microbotryomycetes; Sporidiobolales; Sporidiobolaceae. The record is from RefSeq and is a predicted model, not a curated record. Gene Ontology annotation, cellular component: nucleus. Gene Ontology annotation, biological process: double-strand break repair; single strand break repair. The transcript has 5 exons.
AUGGCCAAGAAGCACAAGCACAUCCCCGAGAUCGACCUCACCCACCUCGACAGCGCGUCCGACGCCUCCAGCUCGCCCGAGCCCGCAGCCGCCGCCGCCUCGUCGACCCGCCGUCGCUCCAAGGCCCGCGACCGCUCACCCUCGCCCGCCACCGGCCAUGGCCAGGAGGUCCCCCUGCACGCCCGCAUGGCCGCCCAGAGCUCGUUCCUCGCCCCUCGCUCCAAGCUGUUCGGCGGCCAGGGUACCGGCGUCGAAGACCGCCCACCGGCCCACCUCGACCUCACCUCGAGCGGCAACGGCACCGCGACGGGCAAGGGCAAGGGCAAGGGCAAAGCCCAAGCGGUCGACGGCGACGACGUCGCCCCGUACAAGGGUCGCCCCGACGGCGUCCUCCCGUUCUCGCUCGAGGCCGGCAAGGACGGCGCGCCCACGCUCAGCAUCGCCGACCUGCGCGCCAAGCUCGAGUACCCCGACUCGGAAACCCUCAAGACGACCUACGUCAAGGAGAAGCGCGGCCGGCCCAAGGGCAAGGGCAAGAAGAAAAAGCGCCGCAGCAGCAGCAGCGACUCGUCGGCGUCGUCGGACUCGGACUCGAGCGCGUCGGACUCGGGCGACGACAUCGACCCGGUCGGUAUCGACAACAUCGUCGGCACCGACGCCGGGUGGGACACGGUGCGCGCGCUGGUCGUCGCGCCGUCGUUCCAGCAACCCUGGAUGCAGAACCGCUUCUCGACCGAGCACAUGACCAAGCCGCGCGACCCGGACACGCCCACCGCCCGCAAGAAGCAGAAGGCGCGCAAGUCGAGCGAGCCCCCGAAGCCGCAGAAGAUCCGCCUGUACGGCUCGCACGAGUCGCGCAAGGCCUCGCAGGUCAAGCCGCCGCUGCUUCUCGUCCACAAGGCGCCGUUCGCGCACGACGUCAAGGACCCAGUCGUUUCGCACCUCUCGAGCAACAUGCACGCCUCCUUCUUCCUGAUCGUCCGCAAGACGCCGUCGAGCAGCCGCCACCACCUGCGCCUCGCCAUCUGCACCGCGACCGGCGACGAGGGCUGCUGGAAGAAGAUCGAGAACGCCAUUUGGGUCCAGGACUUUCCGCAGCUCGCCGCUCCCGUCAGCCCCGCCGACAACCCGACGCACACCGACUUUUCGCUCUCGUUCCUCGCCUUCCUCAGCUCGCCUCGCCUCGGCGCCGCCGCCAAGGCCAAGUACAGCGCGUUCGCCCACGCGUUCGGCGGGUUCGACUUCUCGUCGAGCAACGAGGUCCAGCUCGUCACGUCGCUCGCUGGCGACUUUUCGAGCGAGGACGGCCUCGUCGAGGCGGGCGGGCUCGACAGCCUGGCGCGCGCCAUCAGCAACCUCGAGCCGAACGCUCGCUGCAAGGUCAAGGUCGAGUACCUGACGGCGACGACCGACCGCCUGCCGCGCAAGUUCCUCGAGCACCUGCACGCUGCGGCGCAGGGCGUCCCGCCGCACGAGUACGAGCAGCAGGAGUCGGCGCGCGCCCAGCACGCGGCCGCCCAGUGGAACAUGCCGUCGGCCAAGGACGCCGACAAGGUCGUCGUCGUGUACCCGACCGAGGUGGAGCUCGCCAAGGCGGCGGGCAAGAGCAAGGAGGAGCAGUACCACGUCGAGUGGCUUGGGAAGGAGUACGGCGCGCUCAAGAGCAGCGACCAGCGCAAGUCGGUCCUGCGCAAGGCGAUCAUGAAGAGCGGCCGCCUCAACCACGCCAACAUGAUGCUCAUUGUCCACCAGCCUCUGAGCGCCGACUGCGUCAAGGACGGCAGCGCUCCCUCGCAGUACGAGGCCUUCCUCCUCGUCGGCUCGCACACGCCCACGCCCGCCUCGUGGGGCGAGUACUCGUUCUCGGCGUCGCAGCCGGCGCCGUCGGUCAAGGUCCAGCAGCACAACGUCUCGGUCGUCUACCGUUGCGCGUCGUCGGCGACCUGGGCCGGCCUCAAGGACCAGAUCAACGAGCAGAUGCCGUACGAGCGCCCGCUCAAGCGGUACGACGAGGACGACGAGCCGGCGCCGACGGCGGGACCGCGCCCCGAGCCCAAGAAGCGCGGCAGGAAGGCCAAGGAGAAGGACGACUGAGCGAGAGAAGCAGGCGAGGAGGAGAGAAGGCGAGGAGGGCUUGUCGAACGAUGAGGAGGGCGCGCUUGAAACGAUCGACUGCUUUGCAA